Molecule: messenger RNA, 2975 nt
Organism: Myxocyprinus asiaticus (Chinese sucker)
Lineage: Eukaryota; Metazoa; Chordata; Actinopteri; Cypriniformes; Catostomidae
Product: ranBP-type and C3HC4-type zinc finger-containing protein 1-like
Exons: 13
Coding region: 179-1714 (511 amino acids)
Biological process (GO): positive regulation of canonical NF-kappaB signal transduction; proteasome-mediated ubiquitin-dependent protein catabolic process; protein linear polyubiquitination
Cellular component (GO): LUBAC complex
Molecular function (GO): ubiquitin-protein transferase activity; ubiquitin binding
Source: RefSeq, a predicted model, not a curated record
ACGGGACUUCCUGAAGCUGCUCUUCUUUCACUUUUCAUUUAUUUACAGUUCCUUCAGCUUGAGAAGAAAACAGACGUUUCACUCAGCAGUGACCAGUUAAAAGACGGAGAGAAAAAGACAGAAACACAGAGAAAGUGUGUAAUAAACUCCUGUUUUCCUGUGUUUUCAGGAUCAAAUUAUGGCUUCCCUUGAUGCAUCUAGCAAUAUAACAGAAGCGGAGGACGCAGCUCGACUGCUGAGUGAAGCAAUCAAUUCGAGAGAUAAAGAGGAGGCAAGCAAAUGCCUGGAUCGACUUUUGGAUCUGAAACUCCCUGUGUGUGUUAAAAUAAGUCCAGAAGUGUACUCGCAAGACACCAUCAGGCUGAGAGUAGGGGUGGCGGACAUCAUGUCAGAUGCCUACAGCCCAAUAACAAUAAUGGUACCUGUUUACAUGACUAUAUCAGAGUUGAAAGAAAAGAUCAAUCAAGACUACGGAUUCCACCCGGCCGUCCAACGUUGGGUGAUCGGGAAGCGUCUCGCCCAGGAAAAAGAGACUCUGUUCUAUUAUGGGAUCAGAAAACAUGACGACUCUGCCUUUUUGUUCAUCCUUACGGCCCGGGCCGCCCAUCUGAGUCGUGAGCAGGAAAGAAAAGAGAAAGAGGAUAAACGAAUGGAUGGUAUAAUUGAGAACAUGGAUGUCAUAGAGUGUCCAGCCCCAUGCUCUCCGGUUCUGGUUGCCAGAGGAAAUGAUCUUCCUCAUCCUCCUCUUUCUCCCAAACCUCAGCCUCGUUGGUCAUGUCCGGAGUGCACGUUCCUGAAUAAACCGACACGUCCUGGAUGUGAGAUGUGCAGCACAGCGAGACCUGAGAAUUACAAAGUACCAGAUCUGUACCAGCCAGAUGAGGAAGAAAGCAGAAGACUUCAACAGGAGGAACUCGCUAGUAUGCAGUACCAGCAGACUCUUCUGGAAGAACAGAAGAGGAAUUUCCAAGAACUCUUGGAAACGGAUUCCCACAGCCUGGUGGAGAAUGUGGAUGAGUUGGACUGCGCAAUCUGCUUUUGCACCGUCAUGCCAGGAGAGGGUGCUGUUCUAAGAGAGUGUCUGCAUAGCUUUUGCAGAGAAUGUCUCAAAGGAACUGUACUGAAUUGUACAGAUGCUGAAGUGUCAUGCCCUUUUGUAGAUCAGGAGUAUUCCUGUGACUACAAACUUCAAGACAGAGAAAUCAAAUCACUUCUCUCUCAGGAUGAGUAUCAUAAGUUUCUAGAAUUGAGGCUGAGCAUCGCAGAAUCCUGCGCUGAGAACAGCUACCACUGCAAGACGGCCGAUUGUCCCGGCUGGUGCAUCUUCGAAGACGACGUGAAUGAGUUUACGUGUAAUAAUUGCAAUGAGACGAACUGUCUCCUCUGCAAGGCUAUCCACAAGGGAAUGAACUGCAAAGAAUAUCAGGAUGACCUUCAUGUAAGAGCACAGAAUGAUGCUGCAGCCCGACAGACAACAGAGAUGCUUGAGCAACUCCUGAAGAAUGGCGAGGCAAUGGAGUGUCCCAAAUGUAAAGUGAUUGUUCAGAAGAAAGACGGCUGUGACUGGAUCUGUUGUAUGAUGUGUAAGACAGAGAUCUGCUGGGUGACCAAACAGGCUCGAUGGGGACCAAAGGGUGCUGGAGACACAUCGGGUGGUUGCAGAUGUCGAGUCAAUGGAGUCCUCUGCCAUCCACAGUGCCAGAACUGCCACUGAUUGCUUAAUGAUGCUCCUUCUACGUGCAAAAACUAGCGCUACAUCAGCACAACACUUUCUUGAACAGCUUGUGAUUGUUAGGAAGCUUUAAAAUCUUCACUUCCUCUUGUUACAUCACUCUGGCACAUUAAUCAGGAAUUCCUUUCUCGAGAGUGUUCAGGGUAUUUGUGAAUCGAGGACUACACCUUCGAACCAGAUAGGAUGUAAAGUUAACAGGACAUUUACAUUUAGUCAUUGAGCAGACACUUUUAUCCAAAGCGACUUACAAAUGAGGAACGUAGCAAGCAAUUUGCCAUACAAAGUUCAACAACAUCAACAGUGCUGUACUGCCAAGCUCUCAAGGUGGCUGAAGUAGUAUAGGUGCUAGCACAGAAGAGACAGAUUUUUGUGUGUGUGUGUGUGUGUGUGUGUGUGUGUGUACAGUAAGUGCAAGUUAAGUUUGAUAUUAAGUAUAGUUAGGGUGGUUUGGUUAAGUGCUCUUGGAACAGAUGUGUUUUCAGCUGGUUCUUAAAUGUUGAGAUGGUAUCAGCAGAUCGUGUGAAGGCUGGAAGCUCAUUACACCACAGAGGAACAGAGAAAGUGAACGAUCAUGAAACCGCCGCUCGUUCAUAGACCGCAGAGAGCGAGUUGGAGCAUAGACCUGGAGAAGUGAAUUGAAGUAAGAGGGUGCGGUUCCAUUGGUUGUCCUGAAGGCCAGAGUCAAAGCCUUGAAUUGAUACGGGCAGCUACAGGUAACCAGUGGAUUGAAAUCAAGAGUGGGUAACGGUAAAACUGAUUACCGACCAGUGUAUACAAUUGGGUGACAUCAGGAGAACAGGGUUUGAAAAUGAUUGAGAUAUACUAGAACGUGAACAAUUGGAAAUGCUCUAGCUGUGACUUCUGACUGUGCCAAAGUGUUAACAAAAAAAAAUCUGAGGUUAUUUUAAAGUAUACACCACAUUGUUGAAAGAUGCAUUAAACUAAUAAGUCUUAUCAAUCACUACAAUUUCCCUUCAAAAUGUCACUCUGGGACUUGUGAAAUUAUGGAUAAUAUACUAAGAUUUGUGCAUUACCAGAAUAAUGACUAUGAUGUGAAAUUAGUUAUCAGGGCUCUAGAAAACCUUGAUGUCUGUAAAAGGGAUUUUUGUUGUUUUGAAUCCAUAAAUUGAACCAAGAAAAAAUAGGUUAAAUAAGAACAAAUAAGAACAUUUUCUGUCAUCAAGAGGGUCCCACUUAAAUUGUUUACAAUAUCUUAUGAAUGGAGAGUUAAUGUAUAUCAUUU